UUUAUUCCAUGCUCAUAUUUUACUUCCUUUACCAGAGCACUGCAUCUUAAAGAGAAGAGAAAGAAGGGAGGGCUAACAAGGUUUCAGUUCUUCAUCAUAGUCUUCACUGGAAGCUUUGCUUACUAUGCCAUCCCAGGCUUCCUCUUCCCUGCCGUCUCCAGCAUCUCCGUUCUCUGCUUAGUAUAUAAAAACUCCAUCAUCAUGCAGCAGAUUGGAUCCGGACUCAACGGGAUGGGCGUCGGAUCCUUCGGUCUCGAUUGGUCAACCGUCGCCGGCUUCCUUGGCAGCCCGUUGGCCACGCCAGCAAUGGCAAUCAUCAAUAUAAUGAUAAGCUUCGCCUUAAUUGUUUACGUUCUUCUUCCGCUCGCAUAUUGGACGAACAUUUACAAUGCUAAGCGCUUCCCCUUGAUCUCUGCUAACGUCUACGACGCUUUCGGCCAACCAUACAACACGACACGAAUAAUAAAUAGUAACAGCUUCACUCUAAAUAUUCAGCAAGAAGAGGAUUAUAGCAAGCUGAACAUGACCGCCGCAUUUACUUUGGUUUAUUGCAUGAGCUUCGCUACCCUAACGGCGACAAUCACGCAUGUUGCUCUCCAUAAUGGAAAGGAUAUAUGGAAGAUGUGGAAAAAUUCGAAAGAAUAUGCGAAGGAGAAGAUAGAGGAUGUUCAUACUAGAUUGAUGAAGAGAAAUUAUGAGCCGGUGCCUCAAUGGUGGUUUAUUGUUCUCUUGGUUGUCAUAAUUGGACUCUCCUUGUUCACUUGCUUAGGAUUUGAUAGACAACUACAGCUUCCAUGGUGGGGGGUAUUAUUGGCUGCUUCCAUGGCUAUGUUAUUCACAUUACCUAUUGGAGUAAUCGUGGCAACGACAAAUCAGGCACCUGGGAUUAAUGUUCUUUCUGAGUACAUUGUCGGCCUACUGUUACCUGGAAAGCCUCUAGCAAAUGUGACAUUCAAGAUGUACGGCACAAUAAGUCUGGGACAGGCACUCACACUUUUAAGCGAUUUAAAUCUGGGACACUACAUGAAAAUACCCCCAAAGGCAAUGUUUUUCACACAGUUUACAGGUAGUGUGAUAGCGGCUACUGUUUCCUAUGGAACAGCGUGGCUGCUUCUCGACACUGUGGAGGAUAUAUGCGACCCAAGUAAACUUCCACCAGGAAGCCCAUGGACUUGCCCUGGCAGCGACGUCUUCUAUAAUGCCUCCAUUAUUUGGGGCCUUGUUGGCCCAAUGAGAAUGUUUGGAAAAUUUGGGCACUACUCAGCCUUAAAUUUCUUCUUCCUCAUAGGUUUAUUGUUACCAAUUCCAUUUUGGCUUCUUGCGAAAACCUACCCUCAAAAUAAGUUUUUCAGAUCUAUCCACAUACCCUUACUCAUCUCAGGUGGAGCUGCGGUUCCACCAGUACACUCAGUGAACUUUAACAUGUGGGGCGCGGUUGGAAUUUUUUUCAAUUAUUAUAUUUACAGGAGGUAUAAGAACUGGUGGGCAAGGCACACAUAUGUUAUGUCAGCUGCUUUAGAUGCUGGAGUAGCCUUCAUGGGAAUACUCAUAUAUUUUGUAUUACAAUCACAUAACAUCUUUGGAAUUGGUUGGUGGGGGGGUGUUGCGCAAGAUCAUUGCCCGCUUGCAAGUUGUCCUACCGCUCCUGGUGUUGUAAUUGAAAAUUGUCCUAUAAUUCAAUAAAAAUAUCAAGGGUUGCCCUUGAGAUCGGAAUUUACAUCAAUGCUUGUCUUUAUUGCCAUUUGAUGUUUCAAAAUUGGAAGAUCUGCAUACCUAGCACACAAUUCUUAUUUAUAUACAUAUCUCACAC
Phalaenopsis equestris is the source of this 1810-nucleotide messenger RNA. Its product is annotated as oligopeptide transporter 1-like. The transcript has 4 exons. The record is from RefSeq and is a predicted model, not a curated record. The annotation marks the transcript as partial. Lineage: Eukaryota; Viridiplantae; Streptophyta; Magnoliopsida; Asparagales; Orchidaceae. Gene Ontology annotation, biological process: transmembrane transport. Gene Ontology annotation, molecular function: oligopeptide transmembrane transporter activity.